Molecule: messenger RNA, 2184 nt
Organism: Dendrobium catenatum
Lineage: Eukaryota; Viridiplantae; Streptophyta; Magnoliopsida; Asparagales; Orchidaceae
Product: probable beta-D-xylosidase 7
Exons: 6
Coding region: 331-2184 (617 amino acids)
Biological process (GO): arabinan catabolic process; xylan catabolic process
Cellular component (GO): plant-type cell wall
Molecular function (GO): xylan 1,4-beta-xylosidase activity; alpha-L-arabinofuranosidase activity
Source: RefSeq, a predicted model, not a curated record
GCAUAAUCCGGCGUUUAGAAGUCUGCGGGAAAUUAGCCGCGGGAUCCGGAGCAGGAGAAAUUAGCCGGAGCAGAGUCAAACGACACUUUGAAACUUGAUUCUGGUUUGCACCCUAAAAUAUUUUCUCUUGUAAGGGCAUAUCCGUCACAGGAACCCCUCUUGAAGUCAAAGUUGUUCCCCAGCUUUCUUCUUUUAACUACCCCACCAGCUUCACUAAAACGGAAAACCAUUGUUCUUUCCUUGUGUACACUCCCUCCCUCCUCUCCAUUGUCUUCCUCUUCAUGCCUUACCCCUCGAAACCAAACCAAAGGCUAAGUCUUUGAAGAAGCUAUGAGAACACAAAGUGAAGCCCUUCUCCUUAUCCCUUCCAUUCUUCUGUUCCUCCUCCCGAGUUCCAUCCUCUCUUCAAUACCUCCAUUCUCCUGUGACACGUCGAAUCCUUCUACCAAAGACUACUUAUUUUGUAAGGCGACAUUGCCAAUAGAGCAAAGGGUCGAUGAUCUCAUCUCCCGCCUUUCUCUUGUGGAAAAGAUCUCUCAGCUUGGCGAUAGAGCUCCUCCCAUUCCCCGCCUUGGUUUACCGGGCUACAAGUGGUGGUCGGAAGCGCUUCACGGCGUCUCUGAUGCAGGGAGAGGCAUCCACUACAAUGGCUCCAUUUCGGCUGGGACGAGCUUCCCUCAAGUCAUUCUCACUGCAGCUUCAUUCAACCCCUUGCUUUGGUACCGAAUUGGUGAGGCUAUUGGAACCGAGGCUCGAGCACUGUACAAUGCUGGGCAGGCUGAAGGGCUCACAUUUUGGGCACCGAACAUAAAUAUUUUCAGAGAUCCGAGAUGGGGCAGAGGCCAAGAAACUCCAGGAGAGGAUCCAUUAAUGGCGAGCAGAUAUGCAAUCUCCUAUGUCAGAGGAGUGCAGGGUGAUUCCUACCAAGGAGAUGGUGGAGCAGGGCUCAAGGCUUCAGCUUGCUGCAAGCACUUCACUGCUUAUGACAUCGAUCGUUGGAAUGGAGUUCUUCGAUACUCAUUCAAUGCAAAGGUUUCUGUUCAGGAUCUGGAAGAUACCUAUCAGCCUCCUUUCAAGAGCUGUGUCGAGCAAGGUCGUGCCACUGGAAUCAUGUGCUCAUAUAAUCAAGUUAAUGGCGUUCCAACCUGUGCCGAUUCCAAUCUCUUAACAAAAACGGCAAGAGGAUUGUGGGGUUUUUAUGGUUACAUCACUUCGGAUUGCGAUGCGGUCUCAGUCAUUUACACGAAUCAGAAAUAUACCAGGACUCCAGAAGAUGCAGUAGCUAUCACGCUCAAAGCUGGAAUGGAUGUGAAUUGUGGAGAAUAUGUGCAGAAAUACGCCUACUCCGCUAUUAAACAAGGUAAAUUAUCAGAAAAUGACAUCAACAGAGCGCUUCGCAACCUUUUUGCCGUAAGAAUGAGACUUGGGCUCUUCAAUGGAAGCCCCAAGCACGGACUCUAUGGCGACAUAGCUUCAGAACAGGUCUGCUCAAGUGCUCAUCAGUACCUGGCUCUUGAAGCAGCCCGAGAUGGCAUUGUUCUUCUGAAAAACUUAGAACAAUUCCUUCCUCUCUCCAAAUCAAAGGUUUCUUCACUUGGUGUGAUAGGUCCAAAUGCAAACCGUGCUUCAAUGCUGCUAGGAAACUAUUACGGACCGCCCUGCAAAUCGAACACUCCUCUUCAAGUGCUGCAGAACUAUGUGAAGAACACAAGAUUUGUAGCUGGCUGUGAUACUGUUAUAUGUAACACUAGCCAUAUUGAUGAAGCAGUAAAGCUGGCUAGCUCGGUGGACUAUGUGAUAUUGUUCAUGGGAUUGGAUCAGACUGUGGAAAGAGAGGAUUUUGAUAGGGAGGAUUUGGCGCUUCCUGGGAUGCAGCAAAGUCUUAUUACAAGUGUGGCAAGAGUUGCAAAGAGGCCAGUGAUCUUGGUUUUGCUUUGCGGCGGUCCUGUCGAUGUUUCGUUUGUAAAAGACGAUGAGAAAAUUGGGAGUGUUCUGUGGGGUGGAUAUCCUGGAGAAGCUGGUGGAUUGGCAAUUGCUGAGGUCAUCUUCGGCGAACAUAAUCCAGGAGGAAGGCUACCGCUCACUUGGUAUCCACAAGAUUUCAUCAGAGUUCCCAUGACUGACAUGAGGAUGAGAGCAGACCCAGCUUCAGGGUACCCAGGAAGAACCUACCGCUUCUACUGA